CGCACAAUGGCCAAAUCGGUUCUGCUCGUUGCCCUCGGCUCGCUCGCCGUCGCCAGCGGCAGCGUCGCUCCUGCGUCGCGCCCGGCGCUGCGGCUUCGGGGCGGCGACACCGCUCGCGCGCCGCUCGCCGCCGGCAAGACGGCCUCGGGCAACUCAAAGCUCGCGGUGCGCGGCGGCGGCGGUGCUGUGGGCGGCAUCGACUGGACCCUCAUGCUCUACUUCGCCGGGUGGUACGUCGGCAACUACUACUAUACGCUCAACAACAAGCUCGCGCUCAAGGCGUCCGGUGGCGCCACGGACGGCUUUCCCGUGACGAUCGGCUUCCUGCAGAUGGUGAUUGGAAGCCUGUACGCCUUGUUUGCGUGGGUUGCGCCCGACAUGCGGCCGCAGCCAAACGUGACGCCGUCGGACCUGCUGCAGAUCCUCCCGGUCGCGGCGUGCGCCGCCGGCGCCCACCUGUCAUCCAUCUUCUCGAUGAACCUCGGCGCCGUCUCCUUUGCCCAGAUCGUCAAGGCCGCUGAGCCCGCCUUUGCCGCAUUCCUGGGCGUCACUCUGUACGGCAAGUCCAUCUCCAAGGCCAAGUGGCUUUGCCUCAUCCCGGUCAUCGGCGGCGUCUGCCUCGCCUCGCUCAAGGAGCUUGAUUUCUCGGUCUGGGCCCUGCUAGCCGCGUGCGUCGCCAACCUCUUUGCCGCGUUCCGCUCCAACGAGAACAAGAAGCUGAUGGACACCGCCGGCCUGUCGGACCGGAUCGGAUCGACUGGCAACCAGUUUGCGCUCUCGACAAUCCUCGGCACACUCUCGAUCCUCCCCUUUUGGCUCCUCCUCGAGGCGAAGCGCUUCGGCACGUUCGUCGAGCUGUUCAAGUCGAGCAAGGCGCUCUCGAGCAACCUCGUCACCUCGGGGCUCUACUUCUACCUCUACAACGAGCUCUCCACCCUCACCAUCAAGAAGACCUCGGCCACCACCCAGUCCGUCGCAAACACGGCCAAGCGCGUCAUCGUCAUUGUCGGCGUCGCGCUUGCACUGGGCGAGUCUCUCGAGCCUAUCAAGAUGCUCGGCUGCGGGAUCGGCAUUGGCGGCGUGCUGCUGUACUCGCUCGUGAAGUGAGCGGCGUGCCGCUGCCACGCCCAAGCCCCCGUAGCGCCAAAAGCAGGCGUGGCUGCCGUCCGAAACCACAAACGUUGCAUGUCUUGGAGGGGGGGGUCGGGUGCAGAUGAACAAAAAAAAACCUUCGGCGGGCACGUCGCGCCGCAUGGUG
Emiliania huxleyi CCMP1516 is the source of this 1258-nucleotide messenger RNA. RefSeq lists its product as hypothetical. Lineage: Eukaryota; Haptophyta; Isochrysidales; Noelaerhabdaceae. Gene Ontology annotation, molecular function: antiporter activity. The record is from RefSeq and is a predicted model, not a curated record. Bases 7 to 1107 code for a protein of 366 amino acids. The transcript has a single exon. Gene Ontology annotation, cellular component: Golgi apparatus.